This is a messenger RNA of Aureobasidium musti, 1389 nucleotides long. The record is from the annotation of a GenBank genome assembly. NCBI's taxonomy places the organism in Eukaryota, Fungi, Ascomycota, Dothideomycetes, Dothideales, Saccotheciaceae.
AUGCGUUACUCGAUUCCAGGCCUUGCUUUGCUGGCUGGCUUGACAGCCGCCGUCGAUCCUGUCGAAGUACGCGGUCAAGACUUUGUCAAUUCAGUCAGCGGUGACAGAUUUGUUGUUAUCGGUGUCGAUUAUCAACCGGGUGGCCAAGGAGCCAUCUCAGCAAACAACGAUCGGGACGUUCUCAGUGAUGCCGAAGCUUGCACUCGCGAUGCAGCUUUGAUGCAGAGUCUUGGGGUUAACACAAUCCGAAGCUACAAUGUGGAUCCGUGCAUGUCGAUCUUCAACGGUGUAGGAAUCUAUGUCAUUCUCGAUGUCAACACUCCCGUGUAUGGACAGCACAUUGAUCGCAGUAACCCUGCCGGCACGUACACCCGCGAUUACAUGGAACACGUUUUCACAGUCAUCGAAGCAUUCAAGGGCUAUCCUAAUCUGUUGGGUUUCUUUGGAGGCAACGAAAUCAUCAACGAUCUGGAGACGGCCGAUGAGAACCCUCCGUAUAUGAGAGCAGUCCAGCGAGAUAUGAAGGACUACAUUGCUGCUCGUGCAGACAGACCUAUCCCUGUUGGCUACUCGGCUGCCGACGUCAGAGACUUCACAGAGGAUACCUACAACUACUUGGCCUUCUUCGUGGAGCAAAGAUCCGCCCGGUUGCAUGCUGACACGAAAUUACAGGNNUGUGGUUCAGAGUCCAGCUUUGAGACAGCCGAGUACAAUGUCCUCGUUGAGAUGUUCUCCAACGCCUCUAUCCCUGUCUUCUUCUCAGAGUACGGUUGCAAUGAUCCUAGUCCUCGUGUAUUUGAGGAGGUUGAGGCUUUGUACAGCCCUCAGAUGACUGUCAUGUCUGGAGGCUUGGUUUACGAAUGGUCACAAGAAGAGAACAACUACGGUCUCGUCGACAUCUCUACUGAUGGAUCUCUCCGACUUCGAUCAGACUACAACAGUCUUCAAGAACAGUACAGCCGCAUCAACGUCACGCUUCUUGAAGCUAGCAAUGACACUGCGACUGGCAUCACUGCUCCUCGUUGUUCCUCCGACUUGAUCCGAGCAGACGACUUCAGCGAUGAGUUCGACAUUCCUUCUCGUCCAAGCGGUGUAGAUGCUCUGAUCUCGUCUGGGGUUUCGGAUGCACCUACUGGUGCUCUCGUGUCCGUUACCGCAACCGCAGUCGCCCUUCCGGUAUUCGAUGUUAACAGCGCAUCCAUGAGCAACCUCGCCAUCACGGUGACCAGCGAAGUAAAUCACCCCGUUGGUACUGCAAGCAGAACAUCAAGCAGAUCUGGCUCUAACACAGCCUCUGGAGCUUCCGCUACCCCAACUGAAAGUGGUGCCGCCCACCGUCUGUCUGGCGCUGCUGGUCUUGCCCUUGGUGCUGUCAUCUUUGCUUUGUAA